AUGUUCAAGAAAUUUGACGAGAAGGAGGAUGUGACGGGCGCCACACAGCUUAAAUCGAGUGUUCAGAAAGGAAUUCGUAAGAAGUUGAUCGAAAACUAUCCAUAUCUGGAGCCACAUCUCGAAGAGAUUCUUCCAAAGAAGGAGAAUUUCAAGGUGAUAAAAUGCAAGGAUCACAUCGAAUUGCUUGCCGAUCAUUUGGGAGUCGUCAGAUUUGUGAAGACACGUAAUACAGAUUACAUUCCAACUUUGAGAACACUCCACAAGUAUCCAUUCAUCUUGCCACACCAGCAGGUCGACAAGGGAGCAAUCAAGUUCAUUCUGAAUGGAUCCUCAAUCAUGUGCCCGGGUUUGACCUCUCCAGGUGCCAAACUCACUCCACUAGUACCAAAAGACACGGUUGUGGCAGUGAUGGCUGAAGGAAAGCAACACGCUUUGGCGGUUGGAUUGAUGUCAAUGAGCAGUGAAGAAAUUCAGACAAUCAAUAAGGGAAAUGGAAUCGAAAGUCUGCAUUAUUUGAACGAUGGAUUGUGGCAUUUGGCCGAAAAGUCGUUGAAUUAG
Molecule: messenger RNA, 558 nt
Organism: Caenorhabditis remanei
Lineage: Eukaryota; Metazoa; Nematoda; Chromadorea; Rhabditida; Rhabditidae
Exons: 3
Coding region: 1-558 (185 amino acids)
Biological process (GO): formation of translation preinitiation complex
Molecular function (GO): RNA binding
Source: RefSeq, a predicted model, not a curated record